AUGGACAAGCUUCGCAUGCUUCGUCCUGAUUCUCCUGGGAUGUAUCCGGCCCAUACAGACUCAUCCUUGAUAACAGUCGCACCGAAGAGCUCUGCACCCGGGCUGGAGGUGAAGGAUCUACAGACCGGCGAGUGGUUCAAUGUCGAGGACUUGUUGAAUGAUGGUGAAGCACUUCUCUUUGUGGGAGACCCAUUGGACUAUGCUUCUGGCCACAGGUAUCCUGCUUUGAUGCACAGGCCGGCUGUAUGCAGAGGCAGCUCCGCCGCUUCAUCGAUGGAGCAUCGCAUCUCCACGCCUUUCUUCCUGUACCCUCGGUCCGAUGCGGUCUUGGCCCCAGGCUGGCUCCCGCGCUUGGUCUUUGAGGAUUUGAACGGGAACGUAAACAAAUGCCGCGAUCGCUUUCCGUGGAAGAAGCACACAUGCUACUACAGCGACCUCGUGUACUCCGAGCAGAAAGAUGCGUCGCCCUGA
Molecule: messenger RNA, 471 nt
Organism: Symbiodinium necroappetens
Lineage: Eukaryota; Dinophyceae; Suessiales; Symbiodiniaceae
Source: the annotation of a GenBank genome assembly